CGGGCGGCGCGAGGCGGGCGGGCGGAGGCGGCCGGUCCCGGGACACCGACGCAGCGCGCUGGCGGCCGCCGCAGGGCUGGCCAGGCUCCGCAGCCUGUCGCAGUCGCCGCCUCGCCGCUGAGGUCCCGAGAGCGCGGCGGCGGGCGCGCGGCCUGUGAGGGCGGCCGGAGCGGCGGGCGCGGUGCGGCGCCGAGCGUCCUGUCAGGCGACCGAGGGCGCCGCGGACCCGCGCCGCGAUGAUGCCGAUGAUAUUAACCGUGUUUUUGAGCAACAAUGAACAGAUUUUAACAGAAGUUCCUAUAACACCAGAAACAACAUGUCGAGAUGUUGUAGAAUUUUGCAAGGAACCUGGAGAAGGCAGUUGCCAUUUAGCUGAAGUGUGGAGGGGAAAUGAGCGUCCCAUACCCUUUGAUCAUAUGAUGUAUGAACAUCUUCAGAAGUGGGGGCCACGAAGAGAAGAAGUGAAAUUUUUCCUUCGACAUGAGGAUUCCCCCACUGAGAGCAGUGAACAAGGUGGCCAUCAGACCCAAGAGCACAGAACUCAGAGAAAUAUAAUAAAUGUACCUGGAGAGAAGCGCACUGAAAAUGGGGUUGGGAAUCCACGUGUUGAACUUACCCUCUCGGAGCUCCAAGAUAUGGCAGCUAGGCAACAGCAGCAAAUUGAAAACCAGCAGCAAAUGCUGGUUGCCAAGGAACAACGUUUACACUUUCUAAAGCAACAGGAGCGCCGUCAGCAGCAGUCUAUUUCUGAAAAUGAAAAGCUUCAAAAGUUGAAAGAACGAGUUGAAGCCCAGGAAAACAAGCUGAAGAAAAUCCGUGCUAUGAGAGGACAAGUAGACUACAGCAAAAUUAUGAACGGCAAUCUGUCUGCUGAAAUAGAAAGGUUCAGUGCCAUGUUCCAGGAAAAGAAGCAGGAAGUACAGACUGCAAUUUUAAGAGUUGAUCAGCUCAGUCAGCAAUUAGAAGAUUUAAAGAAAGGAAAACUGAACGGGUUCCAGUCUUACAAUGGCAAGCUGACAGGACCGGCAGCAGUGGAGCUAAAAAGACUGUACCAAGAGCUACAGAUUCGUAACCAGCUUAACCAGGAACAGAAUUCAAAACUCCAGCAGCAGAAGGAACUCUUAAAUAAGCGCAACAUGGAGGUGGCCAUGAUGGACAAGCGAAUCAGUGAACUGCGUGAACGUCUUUAUGGGAAAAAAAUUCAGCUGAGCCGUGUGAACGGCACGUCAUCACCGCAGUCGCCCCUGAGCACCCCGGGCAGGGUUGCAGCAGUGGGGCCUUACAUCCAGGUGCCAGGAGGCAGCUCUUCUGUCCCGGGGGACCCCAUCAAGCCCCAGGUGCUUGCGAUCGCCUCGAGCACUGCCCAUGGAAGAUCCAAAUCUGCCAAUGAUGGAAACUGGCCAACGUUAAAACAAAAUUCUAGCUCUUCAGCGAAACCAGUGCAGGUUGCCAGUGUGGACUGGAAGGACUCAAGUGUGGAAGGUCCCAUCAAGCCAGGGACCGUCUCAAGCCAGCCUGUGCCCUUGUCUGCUUUAGGCGCCACGGAGAAGCCGGGCAUUGAGAUGGGUAAAGUGCCACCCCCCAUCCCUGGUGUUGGCAAGCAGCUGCCUCCAAGCUAUGGGACACACACAAGUACUGCACCCGUGGGCCUGGGGCCAACAGACUCCCUGGAGAGGAGGAAGGAGGGCAGCUUGCCCAGGCCUGGUGCAGGCCUGCCUACUCGGCCAAAGCCCGCCCCGCUGCCCACUGUGGGUAGCACGCACCAGCCAGGUUCCUCGCAGCAGAUUCAGCAAAGGAUUUCUGUGCCACCAAGUCCCACAUACCCACCAGUGGGGCCGCCUGCAUUUCCAGCUGGAGACAGCAAACCUGAACUUCCACUGACUGUGGCUAUUAGGCCCUUUCUGGCUGAUAAAGGAUCAAGGCCACAGUCCCCCAGGAAAGGACCCCAGACAGUGAAUUCAAGUUCCAUAUAUUCCAUGUACCUCCAGCAAGCCACACCACCUAAGAAUUACCAGCCAGCGGUGCACAGCGCCUUAAAUAAGUCGGUAAAAGCAGUAUACGGGAAACCUGUGUUACCAUCUGGGUCAACGUCCCCGUCACCCUUACCGUUUCUUCAUGGGUCGCUGGCCACAAGUGUUUCACAGUCCCAGCCACCUUCAGAAAGUGCAGAGAAAGAGCCAGAGCAGGACAGCCAUGCCCCUCCCGGAGAUGGUGGCACUGGCCACGUGGAAAGCCUGCCACGGCCACUCAGCCCCACCAAGCUCACGCCCAUCGUACACUCACCGUUGCGCUACCAGAGUGACGCCGACCUGGAAGCCCUGCGCAGGAAGCUGGCCAACGCGCCCCGGCCCCUGAAGAAGCGCAGCUCCAUCACAGAGCCUGAGGGUCCCGGUGGGCCCAACAUCCAGAAGCUGCUGUACCAGCGCUUCAAUACCCUGGCUGGGGGCAUAGAGGGCACCCCCUUCUACCAGCCCAGCCCCUCACAGGACUUCAUGGGCACACUUGCCGAUGUUGACAAUGGCAAUACCAAUGCCAACGGGAACCUGGGAGAGGCCAGCCCCGCCCAGCCCACGGCCCUGCUCCCCGCUGAGCCCACUCCGUCCUCAGAUGCCAACGACAAUGAGCUCCCUUCCCCGGAACCACAGGGGCUCAUCUGUCCCCAGAGCGCGCGCCAGACGGCCGAACCUGCUGAGGACACGAACAACAACGUGGCCCCGGCCCAGACCACAGAGCAGGUCCCCAGCCCUGGGGCCGAGGCUCCCUCCCCGGGGGAGGAGCAGGUCCCCCCGCCCACUCCUGCUGUGCCCCCUCCGGCAGCCUCCACGAGCAAACGGACCAACCUGAAGAAGCCUAACUCGGAGCGGACCGGGCACGGGCUGAGAGUCCGCUUCAACCCCCUGGCGCUGCUCCUAGAUGCUUCACUGGAAGGAGAGUUUGACCUGGUGCAAAGGAUCAUCUAUGAGGUGGAAGACCCCAGCAAGCCCAACGAUGAAGGGAUCACCCCGCUGCACAAUGCCGUCUGCGCUGGCCACCACCACAUUGUGAAGUUCCUGCUGGACUUUGGGGUCAACGUGAAUGCCGCUGACAGCGAUGGCUGGACGCCGCUGCACUGCGCCGCCUCCUGCAACAGUGUUCACCUCUGCAAACAGCUGGUGGAGAGCGGCGCCGCCAUUUUUGCCUCGACCAUCAGCGACAUUGAAACUGCUGCAGACAAGUGUGAAGAGAUGGAGGAAGGCUACAUCCAGUGUUCCCAGUUUUUAUAUGGGGUGCAGGAGAAGCUGGGCGUGAUGAACCGAGGAGUCGUGUACGCCCUAUGGGGCUACGAGGCCCAGAACAGUGACGAGCUGUCCUUCCACGAAGGGGACGCCAUCACCGUCCUGAGACGCAAGGACGAGAGCGAGACUGAGUGGUGGUGGGCCCGCCUUGGGGACCGGGAGGGCUAUGUGCCCAAAAACCUGCUGGGGUUGUACCCACGGAUCAAACCCCGACAGCGAACGUUAGCCUGAGCUUCCACCUGGAGCACUGCUGUGAGGAGCUGCUGAAGAGAUGAUUCUGCUGUUUCCCCAGGAAAGCUGAAGCUAGAAUGGUUUCAUGGUGCUCACUUUAGCAGCCAGCAUCCACAAUGUGAAAUUCCUGCAGUUUUUAGGUGAGGCCCUUUCUCCAGUUUGCCCACACCUGGGAGACGUACUUUCACCUCCAAGAAGAUGGAAUUUUGCCAAUUACUGUAAAUCCAAAUAAAUACCCAGCUUUUUAAACAACU
Molecule: messenger RNA, 3760 nt
Organism: Manis javanica (Malayan pangolin)
Lineage: Eukaryota; Metazoa; Chordata; Mammalia; Pholidota; Manidae
Gene: PPP1R13B
Product: protein phosphatase 1 regulatory subunit 13B
Biological process (GO): apoptotic process; negative regulation of cell cycle; regulation of apoptotic process
Cellular component (GO): nucleus
Molecular function (GO): p53 binding; transcription factor binding
Source: RefSeq, a predicted model, not a curated record